UUUUAUUGGAUUUUUUCAAAUUCGAAACAGCUCUCUUUCGUUCAGACAAUUUCAGUCCGAUCGUUCAUCAAUUUGUAAGUAAAGGCUCUGUUCCAUUUUUUAAUUUUAGCUUUUACUCCAAUCUUUGAUCUGUAAAUUCGUGUAAGAAUAGUUUGAAUACUCUGUUUUUACGAUUUUUCAGAACAAACAGAGUUGUAUAUAACUACUCUAAACCCUAGUUUUCUCUCCAUUUUGAGCUGAUUAUUAUUAGCUGAAUCUAAGGAAGUUAGUUAUUUAUAAGGAUUUUAGAACUCUGAAGCAUGCAUACUUGUAGUUCUCUGGGAAUUUCUACCAUGAAACCUUGUAGGAUUCUUACUGGUUUCAAAUCCUCUUCGAUGUUUGGAACAAUCGCAUCGCCCAAGCCAAAGUAUAAGAGGAUCAGUAGAUUGUCGAAAUUAGAGCCGAAUGGAUGUAAAAUUAUAGGGUCUGUACAGGUUCUUGAUAAUUUGAAUAGGAGAUGUUUUAGUUUUUCUAAUGGUUAUCGGUUAUAUAAAGGUAGCAGUGGUAGAAAUAGGUGUUUGAUUGCAAAUGUAGCUUCGGAUUUUAGAAAUCAGUCGACAUCGGCAGAGCCUCAUGUCAAACAGAAGAACUUUGACACAAUCUAUAUUCAAGGAGGGUUUAAGGUUAAGCCAUUGUUGAUAGGGAGUAUUGAGACGGGUCAUGAUAUUGUUAAAGAAGAUGAGGGAUUGGGUAGUUUGAAGGGUUCUAAUUACUCUAGAGUUGAGAGAGAGGUGUCCAUGAUUGAAAAGGAGGCAUGGAGCUUGCUUCGAGACUCUGUUGUCUACUAUUGUGGACAUCCUGUUGGAACUGUUGCUGCUAAUGAUCCAGCUGAUACUCAGCCACUGAAUUACGACCAGGUCUUUGUUCGCGAUUUUGUACCUUCGGCCUUGGCCUUCUUGUUAAAUGGAGAAGAGGAGAUUGUCAAGAAUUUUCUCCUUCACACCUUGCAAUUACAGAGUUGGGAGAAAACUGUCGACUGUUAUAGCCCUGGGCAAGGAUUGAUGCCAGCAAGUUUCAAAGUUAGAAGCCAGCCUCUUGAUGGAAGCGAUGGAGCUUUCGAGGAAGUUCUUGAUCCUGAUUUUGGUGAAUCUGCCAUUGGUCGUGUUGCACCAGUUGAUUCUGGGUUGUGGUGGAUUAUUUUGUUAAGAGCUUAUGGAAAGAUCACGGGAGAUUACACAUUGCAGGAACGGGUCGAUGUACAGACAGGCAUAAGACUGAUCCUUAAUCUCUGCUUGACGAAUGGGUUUGACAUGUUUCCUACUCUGUUAGUCAGUGAUGGUUCCUGCAUGAUUGAUAGACGAAUGGGCAUCCAUGGACACCCUCUUGAAAUUCAAGCAUUGUUCUAUUCGGCCUUACGCUGCUCCAGAGAGAUGCUGAUUGUCAACGAAUCAACUAAGAAUUUGGUGGUUGCCCUCAACAAUAGACUCAGUGCACUCUCCUUCCAUAUUCGGGAAUAUUACUGGGUUGAUAAGAACAAAAUCAACGAAAUUUAUCGUUACAAAACAGAGGAAUAUUCUACUGAUGCUGUGAACAAGUUCAAUAUAUAUCCUGAACAAAUUCCUAGUUGGCUGGUGGACUGGAUUCCUGAGGAGGGUGGCUACCUUAUUGGCAAUCUACAGCCUGCUCACAUGGACUUUAGGUUUUUUACGCUCGGGAAUCUUUGGUCCGUUGUGUCGUCACUCGGGACUCCAAAACAGAACGAGGGCAUUCUGAACUUGAUUGAAGCCAAAUGGGAUGAUCUUGUGGCUAACAUGCCUCUCAAGAUAUGCUUCCCAGCUAUGGAGUAUGAGGAAUGGCGCAUAGUAACUGGCAGCGACCCUAAGAACACUCCUUGGUCAUAUCAUAAUGGAGGAUCUUGGCCAACACUCUUGUGGCAGUUUACACUAGCCUGCAUGAAGAUGGGGAGGCCAGAGCUAGCAAGGAAUGCCAUUGCAGUGGCUGAAAAGAAGCUUGCAGUCGAUCGUUGGCCCGAGUACUACGAUAUGCGCAGUGCAAGAUUAGUAGGGAAGCAAUCACGACUCUUCCAAACGUGGACGAUCGCUGGUUUCUUAACAUCGAAGUUGCUUUUGGAGAACCCAGAGAAGGCGUCUUUGUUGUUCUGGGAGGAGGAUUAUGAGAUUCUUCAGAACUGCGUUUGUGCACUCGGCAAAGCCAAUAGAAACAAGUGCUCUCGCCAUCGCCAUCGCCAGCAUCCGAAACCAAAUAAUCUCAACCAUUAACCUAACAAGUGUUUCUUGCUUCUAAAAGACGGAGGGGCUUUUUUUUUUUCCUCCUCUGAUUCUCUGUGUAUAGGAAAAUACAAUUUUGAGGCUCAAAGUUUUUGAAGAGUCUCUAGUAUUCAUUGGGAAUUAAAUGUAUAAUUCUUGAAUUGCUACUUCAUUCUUUGAACUUUUUGUUUAAUGCAUUUAUGUGUUUACACA
Molecule: messenger RNA, 2459 nt
Organism: Benincasa hispida (wax gourd)
Lineage: Eukaryota; Viridiplantae; Streptophyta; Magnoliopsida; Cucurbitales; Cucurbitaceae
Product: alkaline/neutral invertase A, mitochondrial
Biological process (GO): sucrose catabolic process
Cellular component (GO): mitochondrion
Molecular function (GO): endo-alpha-N-acetylgalactosaminidase activity; sucrose alpha-glucosidase activity
Source: RefSeq, a predicted model, not a curated record